AUGAUCACUUGGCCACCCCUUCACGAAAUUGUCGCGUACGCCUUUGCGCAGCACAUUCCGUCGCCCACAGUUAUUUCCUUGCCCAGCCUUUUGCCAGCUGCCGCUCCUCGCUGUGUACUCCGUGCCGACCCCGUCACCUGCGGCCUCGCGUGUUUGCAUCCCCCGUCGCGUCGCCUCUCAACUCCGCGCCUAGUCCCUCGCGCGGCCCGCAGCCGCUCUCCUUCCAGCAGCCCGUACAACGGGCAAAGCAGGAGAGCUGGUAGGCAAUCUGCGCAUAUUCCCGCCCCUUUGCCAACCCCACCUCUCCCCUUGCCCCCUUCUUCUCCUCUUGCCCCCACAGCAGUACAGCGCCCCACCGCCGCACCUCCGCGGGGAGCCAUGGCGGCAGCGCGCCCCUCGUGUCGCCUGCGAACAGCGGUGCCCUCUGCUGCACUCCUCCCGAUCGCCUGCCCUCCCUGCUUCGUCACUGCCGUCGCUGCUGCUCUGCUGCGCUCACCGCUGCUCUUUGGGACUGCAAGGCCAGCUCACCAAUCGACUGGCAAUAGUCUCACGACUCACUUAUUGCGCCCCUGCCUCCCAUCGUUUCCUCCACUCCCCCUCUCUGCUCCAUACACCAUCAUCCAUGCUCACCAUGCACCACUACCAGCAUCGCUGCAGCACUUCUCCUGGGACCUCCUGCCAUCUGCCGCCGACCCCCUUGCCGCUGCUACCGCUGCCACAACCAGCCCCUUCGCCUCCAUCUCUACUGCAUUUGCACCCCGUAGCGCCCACCACCGCAACUCUGAAGACGCUGCUGGCGCCGCCCGCGGGCUGUGCUUCGCGUGCAUCCAGCCGCCCCGACCCGCUCCUCCUCGGUGCGUUACUCUGCGCAGUGUGAACAUCCUGCGGGGGCUUGACUUGACACCCCUCCCCUGCCGUCACCACCAGCAGCAUGGCAGCAGCAUGACAUGCAAGCGACCUGCCGCCCCGCUUGGCCACCUCGCGAUGCCCAUGGCGAUUGGUGGCGGAUCCCCAGUGCCGUAUUCGCCGCGGCCCUUUGGCGUGGCGUCAGCUGCGCUUGCAUCGCCGGUGCUGUCGACGCCAGUGGCCCCUGUUGCGGCGAUGGGGGGCGGGGCGACGGGCAAGAAGGUGGAGUACUACUCGGUGCGCCAUUGGGAGGCAACUGGUCCCUUCUCACAUAUCUUUCCCUCCCUGUCGUAUCCCGCGCGUGCCGUGGCAGGGGGGGCGAGGCGGCGGGCAAGAGGGUGGAAUACUGCUCGGUGUGCCGCGUGCUGGCUGACGGCCGCUGCAUGUUCCGCGCCCUG
Closterium sp. Naga37s-1 is the source of this 1304-nucleotide messenger RNA. The record is from the annotation of a GenBank genome assembly. Lineage: Eukaryota; Viridiplantae; Streptophyta; Zygnematophyceae; Desmidiales; Closteriaceae.